This is a messenger RNA of Alternaria alternata, 1286 nucleotides long. Its product is annotated as NAD(P)-binding protein. NCBI's taxonomy places the organism in Eukaryota, Fungi, Ascomycota, Dothideomycetes, Pleosporales, Pleosporaceae. The coding region runs from base 281 to 1201 and encodes 306 amino acids. The record is from RefSeq and is a predicted model, not a curated record. The transcript has a single exon.
GUUAGAUAUUUUGGCUUGGCUAGAGUCACAGAUGCUGGGUGCCAAUAGUGAGCUAGCAAUCCAGAUACGAUUUGUAAGCCGGAGUAAGAAAGAUGUGAGUGAGUAGGUAUCAAGCCCAAAGUUUCCGUAGUACCCGCAGGUCUUGCGCGGCGUCGACAAGUAUGAGAAAUUCACAGCUGCAGUCUAGGGCUAUACGCAAACAUAUAAGGUUGCGAAUAUCCAAAGAAAUCUGGAGAUAUCGAACCACCACAACUCGUUUGCUCAACCGAUACCCUGGAAAAUGGCUCAGCCUAAGAACAUCCUUAUUGUCGGUGGAACGGGAAUGAUCGGAGGAUACGCUGCCCUCCACCUUCAUUCUCGUGGCUACGCCGUCACACUUGCUGGUCGCCACCCCGUAAAAGAUAUCCCGGUUCUCAAAGACCUCCCCUUCAUCAAGAUCGACUAUGUUUCUGGAGAGUACACGCCGGAAAUAUUCUCAAGCUUCGAUAGCAUCGUCUUCUCAGCUGGCGCCGAUGUACGACACGUCCCACAAAACAAUUCUGCGGACGAGUAUUACCUACAAGCAUCCGAGGCUAUAGUGAAAUUUGCUCGAUCAGCCCGAGACGCCGGCGUUGCGAGAUUCGUGCACAUCGGCAGUUUCUAUCCGCACAUUGCACCUCAGCUGGUCGAUACAGUCCCCUACGUACGGUCACGAAAGCUUGCUGCUGACGGAAUCACUUCACUGGCAACGACUCAGUUCCAUGCGUGCAGUCUGGAUGCUCCAUUUGUCGUCGGGAUCGUGCCAGGCAUGAAAGUCCCAAUGUUUGUGGCCUAUACUCAGUUUGCGGAGGGCAAGCUUAGUAUACCUCCAUCAGCACCUACUGGAAACACAAACUUUGUAUCCGUCGAGUCUUUGGCCAUAGCGAUCACCGCCGCACUAGAACGGAGUGAGUCCGUGUCUGGUAGAGCGAUCCUCAUUGGGGGCGAGAACCUCACAUUUUCGGAGUAUUUUGGUCUGUUCUUCUCAGCCGUGAGCAAUCAUACAGCGAUAUCCGCUUCAGAUCAGGAGCAUCCUCUGAUGCCAGAUUCGUCUCUCUGGGCUGGGCGUAAUAUCGAAGCUUACGAGCCAGACGCUUCGGAUGAAGCCCUCCUUGGUCACUAUCGUCGCGAAAGCAUUCGAACUACUGUUCAGCGGAUAGUCGCAGAAUAUCGUUCAUCAUAGUUUGGGUUACAAUGGGAUAAGAUCAUGCGGUCGCUCUCCGCUUCCAUACUCAGCCCUGACUCUAAGCCUUGUUCCAUCAGCCUUG